UCACAGACAAACACAAACUGCAGCUGCAUAUAAAAGAAGCUACAGAUAAAUUCAUGAAUGUCUUUAGCAGAGACCUGGAAAUAUAGAGAAUGAUUCAUAAAGAUUGUCUGUGUUGAUGCAUAAUCUGCUCUGUCUGCGUUCUGGUAUGUGAUUUGUUGUCUUGUAAUAAUCUUUAUUCUUAUACAUACCUAUACAUAUAUAUAUAUAUAUAUAUCUUUUCUCUGUUUGAUGAUACAGUAGCUUCAGGGUGUUGUAGACAUUUCAGAGCCAUACAUCUCCGUGCCAGCUUCGACUUAGUGUGAAACAUAUGAUGAUUCUCUUCCCAUUGGAUAUUACUGGGGUUGGGCGAUAUGACCAUUUGCCAUAUGUUUUAGGUACCCUCCUCCUUUUCCUUUAAUCCCUGUAAUAUCUCUGGGUGUAUCAGAUCAUCCAUCAGUCAUAGAGAAAAAUGUGUAUUUAAAAAAAAAAUCCAAUAUCCAAUAGUUUUGCUGCUUUUGGUGCAAUAAAGAGCUGCGGGGAAAACUUAAAAAAUCUUUAGUCCACAAUCUUUAUGGAGACACUUAUGUAUAUUUUACUUUGAUUUGUAAUAAACAAAAAAUACGAAUGUUUUCUUGUCAUGGUUGGUCAUCAUUACUGCACGUUUUGAGAUAAAAAAUAAUAUAUUACUGCUGUUGCAAAUCAUGACAAAGCAUGAAGCAUAAAGUUCUGCUGACUGUAUUUCAACUUAAAUUAAUAUAGUCAUCUUCUGCAGCAUAAUAACGCUUUAAUAGCCUGUCAUUGUUUAUCAAAUGGGUGGAGGUUGCUCUGUAAUAAUAUCGCCACACCAACAACCUCUUAUGCCCACAACUUCUUCUUCUUUUUUUUUUGUUGUACUUCUGUCUGGCUGGGUGUGGCUCUGCCCUGUAACACGAGAACCACAUGACCAAUAGGAAGACAAACAGUCUUGAAGUUAGUGUAUUUCUUCCGCAAACUCUUUAAGUUUUUGCUGCGUGGUAAGAGGAGCAAGAGAGCAGGCCACAGUCCAACAACACUGCAGCAGAAGUAAUCAGUCUCAGCAAACAUGGAAAACCAGCUGCAGAAGCUCGUGGCAGAGAAGAAGGAUAUGGUGGAGACUGUGAUGGAAGUGUUUGAACAGGGAGCUGAGGUAGUGGCCAGUAUCGCUGGUGACCUCUUCCCUGUUUUCUCCAUCGCUGCUCCCAUUGUUAAACUGGCUCUGGACAACGUGGAGAGCAAAGAGGCCGAAUUCAUGAAGGAGCAGUUUCAGAAGGUACGAGAGCGUCUGGAGGUGAUGUCAGAGGAGAUUCAGCGGAUCAACGAUGAGAUAAAGAAGAGUGGAGCGGAUGCUGCGUAUUUCUCAGUGGAGGAGAACAUCACUAACCAGUUCAGGAAGUACAUGGACAUCCUUAACGCCAAACCCAAGUUCAGGGAAGUCAAGAAGAAGCUUUUCCUGGAGCAUUUUGCCAAGACAGGUGGUGACAAAAACCUUAACACCCUCUACAACGCUGUGACGGGAGACAUUUUCUCCGGGGAAUCUGUGCUGGAGAUCACACUGAACUACGAGGAGAAAAGUCGCCGGCCGAUGGAGGACUUCUGCGCCAGGCUGAAGAAGCUUUUCUGCAUCGGACUCAUCGCACUGUUGGGCCACGCCGCCCUCAAGGGAUACGACGAGGAGGACACGCUUCUGAAAGACUGGGGUGAGAAGAUGAAGGGUGUCCAGGAAAAAAUGAACGUUGUGAUUGAAGACUGCAUCGUCAGCUUCCCCAAGCAGGCCGAGCUGGAUUCCCGUCGACUGGUGAGAGACCAGUCAAACCUAACCAGCCAGCAGUUAGCUGAUGCUAUUAUAGAGAAACUAAAGAAGAAGUAUGACUGGGUGGGCUGGUCCGUGCGUAUAUUCAGGUCCCCGUCAGGCCUGUUCGCCAACAAGAAGGAUUACCACUGCUCAACGGGGAAGAGUCGCUUCCAGGUCCCUUCAUCGGAUGAGAAACUUAACGUCUGGGUGUCCUACAGCUCCUCGGCUGAGCCCGUGGAUAGGAGUCAAAUCCAGCAGCUGAUCCAGAGUCAGAAGAAGGUCACGGUGGUGGGUGUAGCAGAGUUCCUGUUUGAGAAGCUGCCCGGCGCCUGCGUGGUCCACACGGUCAAAACCAGCAAAGACCUGGCCUGCUCCUGGAGCUUCACCGACGAGCUCCACUACUGGGACGAGCACAAAAACAUCUUUGUCUGUGUUCACUCCGCUUGAAAGUUUUAGAUGUUCAAAAAAAACCUCUCAAAAGUCACUCAAGUCUCUAUUUGGAUACUUCAUGUUUGCACAGAUAAUCUCAAGAGUCUAUUGCUGCCUGCUGCUUGACCAUAGCGGUAAAAUAUUACCCAGUAUAUGCCUUAAUUACAUCUCUGUCUUUUAUAAGCAAAUUAUAAAUCUCAUCUCUUUUUCUAAGAACGUUUACUGUUAGUUUCUUACAUGAGGUUCAACCCCCAGAAACAUAAACUAGAGUAUUGACCUUUCUGAUCUCACGCAGCUGUGCUUUGCUUGUUUCACAACACAGACACCUCUUGGUUUAGCCUGUCUCAUAUUCUAGUGUCUCUUUUUGUUAUGAAAGUGGUGGAUUUUGAAAUUAAACAACAUCUAAGUGGACAGUUUCUGAGGAACUCUGUCAUAAGCUCUAGGGCUGUAUUUUUUGUUACAGGAUGUGCUGGGAAAUUUGUUGAUUUAUCCAGCUGUCAUACAGAGAUUAUGUUUUGCUGGUAGUGAUAAGCAGUGACCUCACCCUGUUGAAGACGUAUAAACCUAAACCAGAGAGAAAAUGGCUCCAGACGUUCACAGAGACUGUAACAGAGGCCUUCAAGCUUUCUUUUUGAUUCCACGUUUUGUACUGACAAAAAUAAUAAAACCUUGUUACUGGCUGCUGUACAGCACGAACAAAGCUCAAGAAAAGCAGAGGAGACAAGGCCUCGAACAACAUUUGCUGUUCUGGACUGGCACCCAUGAAACUUUAUUUACACACGCUGCCAUGAACAUGCCGCAGCGAAGUGAGGGCAACACUUUGUUUGCAUGCAGAUGCCUUGCAUAUCUCUUCUUGUGUCACAUCUUUACUUAUGUCUUGGUCCAGCACAAACUGGAAACUUCAUUUACCUUAUACUUUUAUAGAGGAUUUACUUUUAUAAAGGAAGAAAAACUUAGUUGGAUUUGGGGAAAUAGUACAUUUUGGGAGUUUGAGGUAUUUUAAGAGAAUCUAAAUUUGUAUAAUCUGACCAUGACACUAUGUUGUGAGAACAAAAAUAUGCCAGGGAGACACUGCAGAAAUAUUCUUUACACCUGAUACACACUGACUUGUUCUGAUUGUUUUGCAUGUUUUGUUGUUGUUGUUGUUGUUGUUGUUGUUGUUGUUGUUGUU
This is a messenger RNA of Seriola dumerili (greater amberjack), 3389 nucleotides long. RefSeq lists its product as uncharacterized. The transcript has 3 exons. The coding region runs from base 1061 to 2236 and encodes 391 amino acids. NCBI's taxonomy places the organism in Eukaryota, Metazoa, Chordata, Actinopteri, Carangiformes, Carangidae. The record is from RefSeq and is a predicted model, not a curated record.